GUCAUGAUUCAUUCCAUAAUUCACCUAAUCGACCUAGGUAAACCCUUUUUACCAGGUCCGGAAUAUGGUAGAGAUCAUGGAAGUGUCAUCGAAUGAACCCCUAAAUAUGUCGGCGAUUUUCUAAAUAAUGAACGGUGGGCUUCUGGUUCGUCAUCCUCUGAGAUCGGCUGGACUGGAACCCAUUGAAUACGUUUCGAUGACGGCAAUUCAUGUCACUCUAUGAUGGGUAUAUCGAUUGAUACAAGUAAUAUCAGCCAGACGCGCGCGAUACUUGGCGUUUUAAUCACCAUGGUAAGUUUCUCCGAGGAAGUGAAGCUCGUAAAAUCGAAAUUAUUCUGUUUGUCUGAAUAUCACCAAUGCUGCGACAAUCGCUACGACCAGCCCGGCUCAGAGUAUUGACGGCCCGGUCAGUACCUGCACCGAUAGCUUGUGCAAAGUUAUGGCGUCCGUACUCCGACGAAGCCAAGACCGCCAUUCAGCCAGGCAGUAUUUCGGAAGUGAUCCACCAGGAUCACCGCCAGAUUGAAAAAUAUUACGACAAGAUUGUCAACUCGAGUGAUCAUGAUGUUCAACGUCGGUACCAAAACGCAUUUGUGUGGGAGCUCGCAAGGCAUGCCAUAGCCGAGGAAUUGGUUGUGUAUCCGUCGAUAGAGACAGGUCUCAACGAUGGCAGAGAAAUGGCAGAUAAAGAUCGUGCGGAACAUCAAGUGGCCAAAGAGCAGCUUUACACGUUCCAGAACCUGGAACCCGGAGACAGGCACUUCAUCCCGACGUUAGAGGCACUCAUGAAAGAUCUAAAGAUGCAUAUCAAGGAGGAAGAAGAACACGACCUCGUCAAGUUAGAAGCAGCGCUAGUUCCAUCAAGAUCGAGGAAAUUAGCCGAGCAAUUCGAGAUGACGAAGGCGUUCACGCCCACCCGCAGUCAUCCGGGCGCUCCAAAUAAGCCUCCAUUCGAGACAGCGGUGGGGCUCCUGACAGCGCCACUGGACAAGAUUCGCGAUAUCUUCCGUUCUUGGCCCGAGGAGUACAGCGCGAGGCCGCCUUCCGGUGGUCCCUCAAGAUGAGGGUAAGUGGCUGUCGGAGUACCAAUCAACAACACGAAAAACUUGGCAAAAUGAUCGGUGUAUAUACUAUUCAAAAACGCUCGAUCCUGGUUCAACAAGCCCACAUUCUUUGGACCAAACAGAGAUAAUUCGGUAUCGCGUGGGUCGUUUCUUCAGCCCUACACGUAGCACGUCAAAUUAGAGCUGCCCUACACAACAUACCUAUAUAUUACGUUUAAAAAUAGGUUUCUAGCAUCAGACCUCGUAUUCCAUGUGCAAGUCCCUAUCGAGACAUAAUGUGGAAUGACUGGC
Molecule: messenger RNA, 1355 nt
Organism: Annulohypoxylon truncatum
Lineage: Eukaryota; Fungi; Ascomycota; Sordariomycetes; Xylariales; Hypoxylaceae
Exons: 2
Coding region: 357-1064 (235 amino acids)
Source: RefSeq, a predicted model, not a curated record